UGCCAGAGACUCGCCCAAUCAGGAAAGAGAACAGAUGUGACUCCUAUCUUUGCCCAUCUCGAUUGUGGCAACAUGUGCAAAAUUGAAGCACACUGAAACAAAGCUAAUAGCAAUGGCCUCCAACCUACUUGCGAUGGCCUCUAACCUAAUAGCGGUUUUGUUCCAAAGAAUCGGCAUUUUGCUUUCCGGAAUCCGAAUCUCUUGGCUUAGUGACUUAGUGCGUAGUCCAGUUCGUGUAGCAGGUUCUGCAAGUGGUGCACGUGUCUAGUUUUCCAAUGGCGGUGCAAAUGCAGCCUUCGCCAAUGCCUUCGGGGCCUGUCGUUGCGGGGAUGCACCGGAUGCUGUCCGAUUCUGGCAGGGACUCGAGCUAUUCAUUUGGAUCUGCCGAAAACACGGGCAGAGUUCGAAGUGCCUUGAUGCUGGGAACCUUCGGAGGCUUGAGCAGCUUGGCACGUGUUCAAAGAGGGCAUUCUCGGAGAUCAGCUGGAGGCUCCUUUCGACCUCGCUUCAAGGUGUGUCGUUUCGCAAAGGAUGAGCUGCUGGAAGAGGCCAAAGCGGCAGCUGAGGCCGCCAAACUCCAAUUGGAAGCAGCAAAGCUUCGAGCUGAGGCAGAAGAGCUCAGACAAGCCACAGCCAAAGCUCAGCGGAAGGACCGUGCCGUGCGGCUCCUAGGGAGUGAGGACAUCAUGGGAAUUGGGCUACCAGAACUCAUGGUUCGGCUUCAACAAGAAGGGAUUGAGAUUUCUGGCGCGCAGGGUUUAGCACUGGCGUCCGCCAUGGGCUUUCAAGAUGAACCUUACUUUUUCCGUUUGGAAGAUCUAACAUCGGAAGCCUUUGACAAGAAGCUUGCUGCCAUACAAGCUGAGAAUUUGCAGGCGGCAAGGCAAGCUGAAGCCAAGAAACGAGAGGAAGAGAGACAAGCUCAGGCUCAGGCUCAGGCACAGAAUGAGGCCAACUCAAGUCCCGGCAUCAAUUCAGCUGGUGGAGCAGCUGAAGUCGUGAAUGAUGACCGCAGUUUGGGAGCACGACUUGGAGGAAGUUUAGCCUACAUCUUGCCAUUGACAGAAGCGUUCAAAUUCAUGCUGCCACUCGUGCAGCAAUUCCCUCCACUUGGUGUAAUUUUCGGGCCAAUCACUCUCCUGACCUUUCUCUUGAACACGAUUCCAUUUGUGCCGCUCAUCCUCUUUGUGACCUUUAUCGUCUUUGCCCAGCUCAAGGACAUUCCCAGAUUAAUCCGUUUCAACUUGGAGCAGGCUGUCCUCAUUGACAUGGCGCUCACCAUUCCGAGCUUCAUUUUGUCCGGUUUAGAGUUCUCCGGAAAAAUUCAGGCAGCAUCCAUCCUUGGUGGCCUCACGUUUGCCUUAACCUUUGGCAUCUCAGUGUAUGCGGUCCUUUGCAAUCUCGAUGGCAAGGAUCCGGAUGGAGUUCCAGGCAUCUCCGGCCUGACCAAGAACGUGGUAGACCGAGGAACCUUUUUUGAUCCUCCUGAACAAAAAUAAGGAGGGCCUUCCGGCAGCGAGCAGCCGCUCAGAAAGACUUGUACAGCACAAGUAUAUAAGCGGCUUUCUAUGGAAGUAUGGAGUGUUUCCAUCUUCCAAUUUUCACGGUCCUCCAGGGGCCGAGAAGUAUCUCUUCUGUCAAGGAACAGAGUCUCAAACCCUGAAGCGGUACAAAAAAUCAGUGGCUGCGCUUGAACCAGCUUGGCAUUGCACCAUGUCGGUUUUACUGUAGGACCAGCUUGUACAAAACGUGCUUUAUGCAAAGAGCGUUGGCGUCACUUUCUGGAGGAGAGACAGGCGCAACAGUUUUCGACAGAUCCUGU
This is a messenger RNA of Durusdinium trenchii, 1822 nucleotides long. Lineage: Eukaryota; Dinophyceae; Suessiales; Symbiodiniaceae. The record is from the annotation of a GenBank genome assembly.